Molecule: messenger RNA, 7563 nt
Organism: Crotalus tigris (Tiger rattlesnake)
Lineage: Eukaryota; Metazoa; Chordata; Lepidosauria; Squamata; Viperidae
Gene: LATS1
Product: large tumor suppressor kinase 1
Exons: 8
Coding region: 343-3708 (1121 amino acids)
Biological process (GO): peptidyl-serine phosphorylation; regulation of organ growth; G1/S transition of mitotic cell cycle
Cellular component (GO): spindle pole
Molecular function (GO): protein binding; ATP binding; protein serine/threonine kinase activity
Source: RefSeq, a predicted model, not a curated record
GGUUUCAUAUCCGGGAAUCUUGGGCGACAAACCCACCGACAAAAUGGCGGCCCGGAACUGAACCCCCCGAAAAGGGGGAUAGAAAUUGAGGGGGGAGGGGACGAAGAGCCGGAGCCCUUUACGCCAAACGUGUAGCUGUCGCUGGGAAUCCCCGUCGUCGUCGUCACCUUCCUCCGGUGUGCUGGGCUAGAGGCGCUGUCAACACCGCCUUUUCCCCCCAGGCAGACUUGAAUGGAUGUAUGUACUACUGGAAUCAAGAUCAACUGUGUAUUUUGAGGUUGCCAUUCCACUGAUUACAGUGUUAAGUAUAUUGAAAAUCUUGGUUAGAAAUUAUACGAGUUCAUGAAGAGAAGCGAGAAACCAGAGGGAUAUAGACAAAUGAGGCCUAAAACAUUUCCUGCCAGUAAUUACACCACCAGCAGCCGGCAGAUGUUACAAGAAAUACGAGAGAGCCUUAGAAAUUUGCCUAAGCCUUCAGAUGCUACAAAAGUUGAACAAAAUAUGGGUAAAAUACCGACUGAAGAUCCCAGACAAGGUCGAAAUCCCCCUAAGUUUGUUACCUACCAUAAAGCUCUGCAAGAAAUUAGAAAUUCUCUACUUCCUUUUGCGAAUGAAACAAAUUCUUCAAUCAGAGGAACAUCAGAAGUUAAUCGUCAGAUGUUUCAAGAUCUGCAAGCUGCUGGAUUUGAUGAGGACAUGGUUGUGCAAGCUCUAAGACAAACCAAUAGCCGCAGCAUAGAAGCAGCCAUUGAAUUUAUAAGUAAAAUGAGUUAUCAAGAUUCUCGUCGAGAACAAAUGGCAGCAGCAGCAUCUAGACCCCUUACUGCUGGCCCCAAGCCCCCAGCAGGAGGAGCAGUACAGCAGUCAGUUAUCCGUAGACAAAGCUGGAAAGGUUCUAAAGAAUCUUUGGUUCCCCAGAGACACGCUUCUGCACUGGGAGAUGGCCUCACAUUUCAUUCAGAAAGCCCUAUUUCUCAGGGUGAAGUAGGAAGACCAUUAUCUGGAUCUGGAAUAGCUGCAUUUGCCCAGGCUCACCCUGGCAAUGGACAAAGAGUGAACCCACCACCUCCACCUCAAGUCAGAAGUGUUACUCCACCCCCACCCCCUCCCAGAGGAACACCUCCUCCUUCCUGGGAAGCAAAUUCUCAAACAAAACGGUAUUCGGGGAACAUGGAAUAUAUGAUAUCUCGUAUUUCUCCAGUGCCUCCAGGAACAUGGCAGGAUGGUUAUCCUCCCCAAACUAUGAAUUCAUCAUCUAUGAAUCCUUCUGUCCAGGGACAAAGAGGUAUUAGUUCAGUUCCUGUUGGUAGGCAACCAAUAAUCAUGCAAAGUUCAGUUAAUAGCAAAUUUAGUUUUUCAUCUGGAAGGAGUGGAAUACAAAACGGCAAUUGUCAGGCUGAAUAUAUCGUUCAUCAAAAUAUCAUGCCCGGUAACUCAGCAAGUCGCCAACCACCUCCUCCUUAUCCAAUAUCUCCAACAAGCCGACAAAGUCCUACCCUUUUGCAGAUGCAGACAGGAGGUCCUGCUCCCCUUUCAGCCUAUCCUAAUGGGAACAUUUCUCAAUCGAUGAUGGUGCCAAAUAGAAACAGCCAUAACCUAGAAUUAUAUAACAUAAACGUUCCGGGAAUUCCAACAACCUGGUCACAGUCAUCCUCUGGAAAUGGACAUGACAUCCCAGUAUGGCAAUCCAAUAUUCCAGUCAGGUCAAAUUCUUUCAAUAAUCAUGUCGGAAACAGACAAAACCAUGCUGCAAAUUCACAACCUUCUGCUACAACAAUUACAGCCGUUACUCCAGCUCCUAUACAGCAGCCAGUAAAAAGUAUGCGUGUAUUGAAACCAGAACUGCAAACUGCCUUAGCUCCUACUCACCCGUCUUGGAUUUCACAACCAAUGCAAGCUGUCCAGCCCCCCUCCUUUUCCGAGGGACCCUGUACAAUUGUGCCAGUCAUACCAUCUGCAGCGGAAGGUGGAAAUUAUCAAGGACCACCCCCUCCUUAUCCAAAGCAUUUAUUACAUCCAAAUCUAACUGCCACCCCAUAUGAAGCUAUAACAAAGCCUGGCAAAGAAGAUCAGCCUGGGUUCCCUAAGGAAGAGGAUGCUGAAAAGAAUGAGAACAGUGAGACAAUCGAUAGAGAAAAGAAGCAAAUAACAACUUCCCCUGUUCCUGUUAGGAAGAAUAAAAGAGACGAAGAAAGAAGGGAAUCCCGCAUUCAAAGCUAUUCUCCUCAAGCCUUUAAAUUUUUUAUGGAGCAGCAUGUUGAAAACAUACUCAAAUCUCAUCAACAGCGACUGCAUCGUAAGAAACAGCUUGAAAAUGAAAUGAUGAGGGUUGGGUUAUCCCAAGAGGCCCAAGAUCAAAUGAGGAAAAUGCUAUGCCAAAAGGAAUCCAACUACAUUCGUCUCAAAAGAGCCAAAAUGGAUAAAUCAAUGUUUGUUAAAAUUAAGACUCUUGGAAUUGGGGCAUUUGGAGAAGUCUGUUUGGCAAGAAAGGUCGAUACAAAUGCUUUAUAUGCAAAAAAAACUCUUAGAAAAAAGGACGUGCUUCUUCGAAACCAGGUGGCUCAUGUUAAAGCUGAAAGGGAUAUUCUUGCAGAAGCUGAUAAUGAGUGGGUAGUUCGUCUGUACUAUUCUUUCCAAGAUAAGGACAAUUUGUACUUUAUAAUGGACUAUAUUCCAGGAGGAGAUAUGAUGAGCUUGUUAAUUCGAAUGGGAGUCUUUCCCGAAAAUAUGGCCCGAUUCUACAUAGCCGAACUCACCUGUGCGGUUGAAAGUGUUCAUAAGAUGGGCUUCAUUCAUAGAGACAUAAAACCUGAUAACAUUUUGAUUGAUCGUGACGGCCAUAUCAAAUUGACAGACUUCGGACUUUGUACUGGCUUUCGGUGGACACACGAUUCCAAAUACUAUCAGAGUGGUGACCAUCCCCGUCAGGACAGCAUGGAUUUCAGUAAUGAAUGGGGAGAUCCAGCAAGCUGUAGAUGCGGAGAUAGACUAAAGCCUCUUGAACGUAGAGCAGCACGUCAACAUCAGCGCUGUCUAGCACAUUCACUUGUUGGGACACCAAAUUACAUUGCACCAGAAGUAUUAUUACGAACAGGAUAUACACAGCUAUGUGACUGGUGGAGUGUUGGAGUGAUUCUUUUUGAAAUGCUAGUAGGUCAACCUCCCUUCUUAGCACAAACACCAUUGGAAACGCAAAUGAAGGUUAUCAAUUGGAAAACAUCACUACACAUCCCACUGCAAGCAAAACUAACUCCAGAGGCAUCAGAUCUUAUUAUUAAGCUCUGUCGAGGACCAGAUGAUCGCUUAGGCAAGAAUGGUGCAGAUGAAAUAAAAGCACACCCAUUUUUUAAAUCUAUUGAUUUUUCAAGUGAUCUACGGCAGCAACCUGCUUUUUAUAUUCCUAAAAUUACCCAUCCCACCGAUACAUCAAAUUUUGAUCCAAUUGAUCCAGAUAAAUUAUGGAGUGAAGAUAAAGAAGGGAAUGUAAAUGACACGCUUAAUGGGUGGUAUAAAAAUGGCAAACAUCCUGAGCAUGCUUUUUAUGAAUUCACAUUUCGAAGGUUUUUUGAUGACAAUGGGUAUCCAUAUAGCUAUCCAAAGCCUAUUGAAUAUGAAUACACUAAUUCUUGUAGAUUAGAAUCACAGUCUGAUGAAGAUGAUGAGAGGACCAGUAGAGAGGUUCAAAAUCGUGACCUAGUUUACAUUUAAUAGAGAAGAUAAACCUUGUUUCUGAAUUUCUCAAUUCUAUUAUAUGAAAAAAAAUUGAGAUACUGUUAGAAAGCUGACUCUAGCUACUUGGAUUGGGGAAUGUUAAUUAUUCCAUUUUUCCCAUGUAAUUUUUUUCUCAUAACUAGCCCUUUUUCAUCAUUAAUUUAUUCCACCAUUUUUAGUGAUUAAUAUAGAAAAUAGUAAUAUUAGGAAAAAUAAAUUAUAAAUUUAACUUUUUGUAAACAAAAAAUAGUGAUUUCUUUUAGGAAAUGAGAUGCCUAUUUUUAUAUCAACCACAACCAUUACUUUCUUCCAGAUGUUUGCAGUCAUUGCCUGUCUUGCAUUAGCUAAUUCUUAGUAAACUCAUACUUUGUCUAGUUAGCCAUAUUAUUAAAUACAGUAUAUAUAAAGCAAAGAAGUAUAAAGUUAUUAGUUAUGAGUUCUGGCUGUAGAAUAAGGCUGUAAUCUAAAAUUCAUGAAAUGACUUAAGUUCAUUGAAAAUAGUAUCUUUUCAUUAAAUAUAAAAAAAUUGCACUUCAAACUAUUCUUACAAUAAACAAACUUUAUAUUGGAUUAUAAUUUUCAGUUUUGCAUACAGAUUGUUAUGCAAUGUCUGCUGCUUUCAAUAACUAAUAGAAAUGAAGUAGUAACGGUUUAAGACAAAAUUAAUGUUAAAUGUUUGAUUUUAAUUUUCUGUGAUUCUCAUCCUACAAAUUUUGACAAAAAUUAAAAAUGUUUGAACCCCCAUGAUAUUUAACUGCAAAAUCUGUUUUAAUAACUUUUUAUUUUACACGGUCUAGUAUUCCCAAAUUACUAGGUUGGAAUAAAUCCAGCCUAUAUUUAAUAGGGAUUAAAUAUAAUUUACAUCAUUGUUCUAUGCUGAAUCAACACCCCAAAAUUAAAGAAAAAAGUUGCAACAUCUGUAUCUUUUGCUAUUGCAGCUUUUUUCUCCUACUACUGGCAAUACAAAAUAUUCUGCUUUUUAUCUAUAAAUAUAUAGCAUAGCACUGUGUAAAUAUUUCAAGCUCCCUGUGCUAGUACUGUAUUCCUGUAUUUGAAGAAUUUCCAAGCACCACAUUUUGUGCUUCCCAAUGUCAUACAUUAAAAUAUGUAGCUAGUGGUCUUUUUUUAAGAAAAAAGUUUAAAAAAUAGUUCUCUUUUUCCAACCAGUUAUUUAUUGUUUAUUAUAUUUAUGCUGGGUAUUUCAUUUAAAAGAAGAGUGGCUUACAAGUAACUACUCAGUAACAUUUUAUCUGGCCUGUUUUUCAGGCCAAACACUAGUUUCAGUAAUAGAAGUACAACUUGCCCCUUUGCAGCAAUGUCUAUUACUUACCUUUGAUUCUCUUUUGAGCAGAUGAAUACAUCAGUAGACCUUAGACAAAUGAAAAAUGCCUGUCUUCAAAAAAUGUUUUCCAACAUAUCUCCUAUUUCAGGUCUGAUCUAUAUUUCAGCCUUGUACUUCUUACACGAAUGAGUAUAGUAAACACUUUUCUCAAUUUGUAGAGUCAGCCCUCCUAGUCACACACCAUUCUGCAGACAAUCACAUUAUCCUGCUCCAAGCUACCCACCAAAACAAUAGGUUCUAUGUAUGGAGCCAGAGUGCAGACAAUGCAGUGUACAGUUAUAAUUUUUGAGAUUUGUUUGCUUUGUAAAAUAACUCAUAGUUUAAAGAGGAUUUACGUUGGUUUAAUAUUUAGGAUUUCCAGUUAAACUGGCAAAUUAUUAUUAUUAUAUUUGUCUUUCAAUGAAAUAUAAUAUAUUCCUGGUUAAAACCAGAUAAAUCUAAUCUGCUAUUGGGAUACUGUUCUCUUACAUUCCAUCCUAGGGCAGGCCCUUUUCCUGGAGCUUUUCUACCAUAUUUGUAGCAGAAGCAAUAGAAGAUAUGAUUGAAGUUAAUUUGAAACUUAAAAGCAAGUCUGCAUUUCAGUGUGCAAAGCUGUGAUGGAAAAUAUGUUCAUGGGACAUUGUUGAUACAUCUAGAUAACGCAAUGUAACUGGAAUAAUAGAUGUGGCUGUUAUCCCAAAGUACCAUUAAAUUCUCUCUGCAAUACAUGUUUUUUGAAAUGAAACAUUUGUUGUAACGUAAUAUUUGAAUCUAAUAGUGAAUGGAGUGCCUUCCUCUGAAAGGUGCUGUUCAAAAUUUUUAUAUUGCAUUUUUAUAUAUGCUUUUUAUACUAUAAAUACUCUGCUGAUAAAACAAAAAUUUUAUUUUUAGAAAAAUAGUGUCUUGGCAUACUGUAUACAUGCAUCAACUUUGCAAAUUUCUGCUUGUAAUAUCUGAUAGUAGAUUAAAUUUCUGGAGUGUUGUACAGAUAUAUUUAUGUUUUGAAAUCAGUUUUCUUUAGUGUAUCAUAUGUUAGGUUAAUAAAAUUUAAAUUCAGUGACUUAAUUUGAUCUAAUUUAUAAUGUUAAAAAAUAUGAGUGUUUGAUCUUCUGUAAUAAUAGGGAAUACAAAAUUCUUAUUAAUUUCAACAGUAUUGACUCUUUCAUCUGCAAUCAUGAGGAAUUCUCAUCUAUUUUUCCUGAAAAUUGACUAAAUUUGGAUAUAACUAAACUCUGGAUAAAGACAGAUUUCUGGUGUUAAUAGAAAUGUUUUUUAUAAUCUCUUUAGAUCAUACACGUGUGAUCUGCACAUAAGUACAAAUUAAACAAUAAUUUUAAAUCUGAGCAGACUUGACAGGAGUCUGCCCCCGUCUUCACCAUACAUGUAAAAUGUCAUGAUUGCUGCUUAAAUUACUUUUCAACUACUGUAAUUGAACUCAGCAACAUAAGAAUUUUGAGCCUAACUUUAUUUUCUUUAUACCGCUUCAUGACUUCUUAUUGUAUCUUGCUUCUAGUCAGUUUACAAUCUCAAAAGUAACUGUUUCUUUUAACCGCUCAGAUUCUACAAAUAAAUUAGACUGACACUUUUCACUAAGAGGAAGGGUAGCACUCCCUCUGAAAGUCAUUUAUUUAUUUUGCAGUCUUCUCAUUCUUUAUUACUGCCAGCCAUGAUUGGGCAUAAUAGGAUGACUGGUAUUUUUAUAUAUCAUAUGGGUCUCAAUUUCUUGUUUUGAUCCUGAAGUUGUUUUAGCUAAUAUUUUCACAGUAACAGAUUGUUAUAAAUUUAAUAGAUUCAAGUAACUGUUAUGUAGUUCAGACACUCCAUGUAUCUGCAGUGAAUAACAUGUUCUUAAGAAAGUUCUUAAGUUCAGUGCAAGAAAAGAAAGCGGGGGGGGGGAAUCUAGGUGACUCUCCCAAUUAUCACCCAUGAAUCUACCAGCUGUUGGCUAAUCAACUGAAAUGGUACCAAUCAUCCCUUCCUCUUACAUUAAUAUUCUUAAUGUUGCAUAGAGAAGAUCAAAUGUGGUUCAACUUUGAGGCUUUGUUUUAUUUAACAAAUAUUAUAUAGACAAGUUACAGACAAUUGAUAGUGCCAUUAUUAAUUCAUCAUCAUAAGCUCUUCAGUGUUCUAAGUUGGUUCCAGUACUUCAUAAGUGCAGAUUUAGCUGAGGUAUUUCUGAUUUAGGUUACAACUAUUUUCUCCUCAGAACUGAGACUAAAAAUGGAGAAGCUUUGGUCUGUGGACACAGCCACUGUUUUCAUAAAGCAAACAGAAAUAGAAGGUAAAGCAGGUAUUGCUUUGAUAACAAUAAUUAGACCUUGUCUCUCGCACUCAACUACAUAUGUCUGUUUUUAUUUUCUUACUGCAGUCUUGUAUAAAAUGGAAUGGUCAUUAGAUUACUAUUUUGCCAUAGAUACAGAUUUUCUGUUUUAAUGUUUCUUCUUCAUAUUUGUAUUGCUUCUCAUUUUUUAACUGUUCUUUGUAAAUUUUAAAAAUAAAGUAAACCUGGAAAGCAGGUAUGUACAUCUGAA